Molecule: messenger RNA, 954 nt
Organism: Phytophthora sojae
Lineage: Eukaryota; Oomycota; Peronosporomycetes; Peronosporales; Peronosporaceae
Exons: 1
Coding region: 1-954 (317 amino acids)
Source: RefSeq, a predicted model, not a curated record
AUGAAGAUCGUCAACCCGGCCGCCUUCGCCCUCGUGUGCAUCCUCGCCCACACCUCUGGGGCCUCCGCCAAGAAGUCCUUCGAACCCAAGGAUCACUCUGGUUCGGGUUCCGGCAAGUCGGGGCACAUGAAAACCGCAGCUGACUUCGACGGAACUGGUGCCGUCAUGAAAGUCUGCCCGACCGGAGACUGCACGGCGGGGAAAUUCAUGAAGCUCGCCGUCGCCAGCCUCACGGAGCUAACUGCUGCCGGCGACGAGGUGGGCCACAUCGACAAAUUCAAACCCAAAAACAGCGACUGGACUGACGUCGUAGAGAAGGACGUGAACGGAGCCACCGUAUACUCAACGACGUUCGUGACAACACUCGAGGAGAAUGGCGCGCUUUUCAACCUAACGGCCGACAUCUACCCGGUUACUACGGCGGUGUCGUACGGUUCCCAGAACCUCACCGUUCCCGCCGGCUCGCUCAAGUUCACGGUUGACAUCGCCAACUGGCCUUUCGAUGACGAUGCCAACACCCUCACUCUCGCUGUCACGCUGGAUGCGAAGGGACCCAAGGGCGGAAAACUGGGCAAGCCGAAGAAGAAAGCGAAGGGCAGUGAUUCCGGUAGUUCCGAUGCCUCGGACGUCGAGCGCGUGGACAUGGGCGACUCCAUGUUCAUGGACACGCCGACCUACGCAAUGGUAGACGGCGUCGAGACGCCAUUGGUGAACUCAUCGGUGGUUGACACAGCGGGCGACACUGAAUUCCAAUGGGUCUUCACCUCUUUCAAAGAAACUCUCCACUAUGACCCCGUGCUCGGCGACAGCAGCACUGGCAACACUACGACCACGUCUACGUCGAGCUCCUCGUCCGGCGCCACGACCACCACCUCGACCUCGUCAGCGAGCGUGAUGUCCCUUUCAAGCCUUGCAGCCGGUGCCCUUGCGGCGAUCGCGUACAGCCUCUUCUAA